This is a messenger RNA of Cyprinodon variegatus (sheepshead minnow), 1249 nucleotides long. RefSeq lists its product as uncharacterized. NCBI's taxonomy places the organism in Eukaryota, Metazoa, Chordata, Actinopteri, Cyprinodontiformes, Cyprinodontidae. Gene Ontology annotation, cellular component: external side of plasma membrane. The transcript is spliced from 6 exons. Gene Ontology annotation, biological process: negative regulation of T cell proliferation; cellular response to lipopolysaccharide; positive regulation of T cell proliferation. The coding region runs from base 52 to 918 and encodes 288 amino acids. The record is from RefSeq and is a predicted model, not a curated record.
AGUAGAAACAGCCUCAGCUUGCUGCUGUUAGCACAGAGUGAAAUACUGACGAUGAAGACUUGCAAGUACAUUCUCCUUUCUGCCCUCUGGCUUAUAAAUGUCUCUUCAAAAGGGAGAGAGCUGUGUAACAGAACUGAGGUCAAGGCUCCACUUGGCUCUUCUGUGUCCCUGCCAUGCACCAUUUCAUCAAAUGGCUCCAACUGGGUCAAAUGGAGUCACAAGUAUGAGAAAGAUGAAGCAGGCGUGGAGCUGGUUGACCUCUCAUCUAAAGGCCUCAUCAAUUUCCUGGACCCCAGAUCCGGCAGAGUGAAAAUCUUUCCCAACCAGUUUUCAGAGAUGAACUAUGGCAUCAUCAUUGAUGAGCUCAAAGACUCUGACAUGGGAUCUUACUACUGCAAGCAAAACAAUGAAUGUUUUGAGGUGAAGUUGUUUGAAGAUGAAGGUGAGCAGUUUUCUGAGGAAACUUGUGGUAAAGAUUUUUGUGAAACAUACCAAAUCCCAGCAACACUCGGUUCUUCGGUGCUCCUGCCAUGCAACUUUGACACCGGUGCCUUUAAAUGGGUCACCUGGGUUCACUUAGAGAAGGGAGACAUGGUUCGUCUUUCUUCUGAAGGACGUGUUGAUUUUCAAAACCCAAGAUCUGGCCGAGUUAAAGCGUUUCCAAACCAAGCCUUAGAUGGGAACUACUCUACUGUCAUCGAUGAGCUUAAAAGCUCCGAUCUGGGGUCUUACUGCUGCAAGCAGAGGAGUAACUGUUUGCGAGUGGAGUUGCUUGGAGGCAAAAGUACAUUAAGCCCAGCGAUGCAGUUACUGAUCUACAGCAGUGGUGGUGUUGCUGCCCUCAUCUUAAUCAGUCUUUUUGGCUACUACUGCUGGAUAAAAUUCAAGCAGGGGGAGAUCAAUGGCAGCACAGCCUGAGAAUAAAAAGCAGGGAUGGAUAGAAAAAAAGCCAAAAGUUGUGGUUCCUGACUUCAUCCAUGGAUCAGAGCAGCAAUGAAUUACUAAGGACAUCAUUCACAACAAGACCACAGGCGUUCUUAACCAGCUGUACAGGAAUAAAGAGUCUAAACACCAUUUUAACUUGCAUAUAUGGACUGAUGUUGGUGUUUUUUAAGUCUAAAUGUACUGGAAUUUCCUAUAUGUUUUACAGUUAUAAAAGCUUCUUGAUAAAAUAAACAUAUAGCAUAAAAAUAUACUUGAUCCAUUCAUUUAGUCUAGUUGUUGAGAGUUAAAUACAAUGAAUGGGAUG